AGAAAACCAAACAUGGCAUCUUCCAUGAGGAGCUUGUUUUCUGACCACGGCAGAUAUGUUGAAUCUUUUCGGAGGUUUCUCAACAAUUCCACGGAACACCAGUGCAUGCAGGAAUUCAUGGACAAGCAGCUACCAGGCAUAAUAGCAAGCAUUGGAGACACAAAUUCUGAAAUUAAGAUUCUAAGCAUUGGUGGAGGUGCAGGUGAAAUUGAUCUUCAAAUUCUCUCCAAAGUACGGGCUCAAUACCCAGGAAUUCGUAUCAACAAUGAAGUUGUUGAACCAAGUGCUGAACAAAUAACCAAGUACAAAGAGCUUGUAGCCAAGACAUCAAACCUCGAGAACAUAAAGUUUGCCUGGCAUAAGGAGACAUCAUCUGAAUAUCAAAAUAGAAUGAUGCAGAAAAAAGAACUUCAGAAGUGGGACUUUAUUCAUAUGAUUCAGAUGCUGUAUUAUGUAGAAGAUAUUCCAGCCACCCUCAAGUUCUUCCAUAGCCUCUUAGCUAGUCAUGCUAAGAUUCUCAUUAUUCUUGUGUCAGGAGCCAGUGGCUGGGACAAGCUAUGGAAAAAGUAUGGAUCUCGCUUACCCCGGGAUGACCUCUGCCAGUAUGUCACAUCGUCUGACCUCACUCAGAUGCUGGACAAGUUGGGGAUUAAGUAUGAGUGUUAUGACCUUCUAUCCACCAUGGACAUAUCUGACUGUUUUAUUGAUGGCAAUGAAAAUGGAGACCUGCUCUGGGAUUUUUUGACAGAAACCUGCCACUUUAAUGCAACAGCACCACCUGAUCUCAAAGAAGAAAUUAUGAAGGAUCUGCAGGAACCUGAAUUCAGUGUAAAGAAAGGGGGAAAGGUUCUUUUUAAUAAUAGUCUGAGUUUCAUAGUAGUUUGGGGAUAAAUAUCCAUCAUGAGAAUGUAUUCAAAAAUUGUAUUUUGAGCAGCGUUGAUCAUUCACUUAUUUGUGUAUUAAAAUUAUAAAUAAAUCUCAUAAUAUAAACAGAGCAUUUUAUCUUAUAUGUAAAAUCUAGAAAAUUCCAAGACAUUCUUGGACUUUCAUGUAGAAUCAUCUGUUACAUUAUUGGUCUUAUCCCAUCCCUUUUCCAGGUAAAUAGACUACAUACAACAUAAUCUGGAAAAUGAGGCAAUUAACUUUCAUGAGCUUAUUGACAAUAAAAUCCUUUCCAUUUGUUGAUUGUAAUGGAAUUUCCUAGUAUACUACUAGAAUAUAUGCUAUGGAUUUUAAAAAUACUAGUAAAGUAUUUACUUAUUGAUAUCUAGGGUAUUAAUAAAAAUUUAUUGAUUGAUUUUCCCCUCUUGAGAAAGAAGUAUUUGUCAAUGUACAUUAUUUUACUGUGGUUUCUGUCAUAUUUUUAUUGAUUGCUAAAAGUAAGCACUUAGAAUGUUACAAAAUUAACUCUUUGUCAUGUGUUGUUAUUUCCUCCCAUUUUGUUUUCUCCUUUCAUUUUGUGUUUGAUUUUGUAGUAUUCUACUUUUUUGAUAUACUAAAGUUCUUCUAUUUUAU
Messenger RNA from Sus scrofa (pig), 1515 nucleotides. It is a transcript of the gene HNMT, whose product is annotated as histamine N-methyltransferase. NCBI's taxonomy places the organism in Eukaryota, Metazoa, Chordata, Mammalia, Artiodactyla, Suidae. Gene Ontology annotation, molecular function: N-methyltransferase activity. The record is from RefSeq and is marked validated.